CCAUUCAGACCGAACGAAAUUAAGUAAUUUCGAGAUUUCGAUCGAAAUCUACUCGAAAUUAAGUAAUUUCCCAUACAUUUUUAUCAUUUGAAAUUAAGUUAUUUUGCUUAAUUUCAAUGAAAUUAACUUGAAAUUAUCAUACUUUUGUUAAGAAACUCCCUUUUAUUUCAACCUUGUACAACAUUUUUACAACUGUUCAGAAAAAAUUGACAGUUUAUAUUAAAAAAAAAUAAUAAAAUUGAAAAUUAAUUUUUUAAGUAAAUAAAUAAAAUUUAAAGAAAAGCUAAUAAAAUGGAAAAGAGAACAUAUAAGAAAAGGUCCCUUUGGAAUGAUACGGCUGAAAAUCUGUUAUUGCAAAUAUGGGAGGAGAAUAUUGAACAUUUAAGAGGAAACCGAAAAAAUUCUCACGUUUUUCAAGAAAUGAGCAAAAAAAUGAUUGAUUUUGGCCACAGCUAUACUGCCAAUGAAAUUAGCAUUAAAAUACAUAAUUUAAGUGGUAAAUAUAGAGCGGAAAAAAAACAUAUUGGGCCUUCGGGAGGAAGCCCGUCUUCAUGGCCUCUAUACAAUAGGGUGCACUCCAUAAUCGGGCACCAUAAAUGCAACAAAGUGGAAGAGCUUAUGGAGGAUAAUUUAGCGGAUGCACACUACAUCGAAUUAUUGGAUGAGGCCGAUGACUGUGUUACAUUUAUUGAAGAUUUUGAAACGAACAGUUGCCCAAAGGAACCAACACCAACAACAUCGCGUGGAAGUGCCAAAAAAAGGUCUUUGCAGAAUGAAAUUCUGAUUGAGCUUCAAGAAAGCAAAGCUAUAAUGAAGGAAGAUAUGGAAGAACGAAGAAACAUUGAUGCCAAAAUGCUUAAGUUGCAAGAAGAUUUGGUGGAACUAGAACGCGAAAAAAUUGAAAUAUUAAAACGAAUGCUGUAA
This is a messenger RNA of Lucilia cuprina (Australian sheep blowfly), 924 nucleotides long. RefSeq lists its product as uncharacterized. NCBI's taxonomy places the organism in Eukaryota, Metazoa, Arthropoda, Insecta, Diptera, Calliphoridae. Gene Ontology annotation, biological process: positive regulation of DNA-templated transcription. The transcript is spliced from 4 exons. The coding region runs from base 292 to 924 and encodes 210 amino acids. The record is from RefSeq and is a predicted model, not a curated record. Gene Ontology annotation, cellular component: nuclear body.